Molecule: messenger RNA, 2759 nt
Organism: Uranotaenia lowii
Lineage: Eukaryota; Metazoa; Arthropoda; Insecta; Diptera; Culicidae
Exons: 2
Coding region: 229-1560 (443 amino acids)
Molecular function (GO): zinc ion binding; nucleic acid binding
Source: RefSeq, a predicted model, not a curated record
AUAUACCACGUGAUACGUGAGGUGUUAAAUAAACGGUUUUUGCAAGCGAACGAAACAGUUAAAGUCCUUUUCAAGGAUCUCCGGGUGACUCAUAAGAUAUUGUGUACGUGACCUAACUGGAGUUUACUCAUGACAUUAUACCGGACGACGAAGAUUUGUUACUUUAUUUCGAUCAUUGUGGAUUAUACAUAACCGCCACAACUUGCAUACAAGUUGCUGUCGGUCGUAAUGGCGGAGCAGUGUCGAGAGCCUCCUGAUAGGAGAGGGGGUAAUAGUACGUCAUAUCCUGGAUGGAUGCUAGGACCAGAUGACCUAGGCGAGACACGGAUCCUACUAAUGAGAGCCAAACCUAAACCAGACAAGAAAGGUGAAGAACGACUUCCUUCUAAACCUUUCAUGAUCGCUCAAACAAUACAAUUGACCGUUGGGUAUCACGAAGCUUCCAAAAUACACACUACAAAAGAAGGGCAAGGUAGUAGAUAUGUUUUUCGGACUUCCUCUAAAAGCAUCUCGGAAAAACUAAUGGGAAUCAAAACUCUACUAGAUGAUACCGAGGUUGAAGUCAUACCGCAUCCCUCACUUAGUUUCGUCGAAGGUGUUUUGUUUGAUCAUGACACCAUUGAUGAGGAUGAAAGUUUUAUUUUGGAGCAAUUAAAAUCUCAAGGGGUUACAAAAGUGAGAAGGAUAAUUAAAAAAAUCGGAGAAAAAAGGAAAAAUACACCUCUUCUUAUUUUGACAUUCCAAGCUUCCAAACGCCCGGAAUACAUAUUUAUUGGCAUGAUCAGAUCGAAAAUUCGCCCGUAUUAUCCAUCGCCCAUGAUUUGCUUCCGCUGUGCAGAAUAUGGACAUGGAAAAAACAAAUGCCCUACUGAAAACCCGGUUUGUUUGAAAUGCUCUAAAAUGCACACCCUUGAAGAAAACGAAACGUGCCAGAAUGAUCCAUAUUGUUUACACUGCCAAGGCAACCACUUUCCUAUGGCUAGAGAUUGUCCGAAAUAUAAAGAGGAAGCAGCAAUAAUCAAGCUGAAGGUCGACCAAGGUUUAUCCUUCGGGGAAGCCCGAACCAUCUUCAGGGAUUCAAUGAGGAAUACAACGUUUAAAAGCAUCGUACAACAACGUCUAUCGACAGAAGUUGAUGAAAAAGAUCGCACUAUCCAAAUCCUUCGGGAAGAAUUGGCCGCAGUCAAAAACGAACUACGAAAACUACAAGAAACGGUCACACAAAAAUCGAAUAUGGUCAGUACCGAUAUGAUCCGAUCGAAGCAAUCUUCAAACAAAACACGGUCAUCAUCCCCACGGGCACUUAGUAUCAGUCCAACCACUGACUCGAUUAUGAAGCCUUCCGGUAGUGAUAAAACCACUGAGCAAUCACCAAGAUUAUCCCGCAUAGAUUCAAAAGGAUCCUAUACAUCGAAUAGAUCAUACCAGCAAAAAGCUAAUCCACAACAUAACCGAAAUUUAAGUAAAAAAAGAACUACUACUCCUCCAAAACUUAAUGCCAAAAAAGGGAAAACCAACGGACCCCCAUUAAGUUGUGGUCCGUCUCCGAUGGAACAAUAAUGGCCUCUCAACUUAACAAAUCUCAAGAUAGUUCAACCACCAACCUCACAGUAGUCUCUUCAUCACAAACAGGUUGAUUCCUCCCGUGAUAUUAUGAAAAGUCCUCACUCGGCAGUCUUGCGUUUAUCCUCAAGACCAGACGAGCAACCGGGACUGGAGCUUGAAGAAAUGAAUGAACCAACUCCAAAUCAAACAUCGAUAAACAACAUCUACAACACCCAUAUUAGGCGGAUUCCAGCAAUCAGGCAUUUUCCAGUGCCAACUACCAGCCAAAAUGAACAAGAAAAUUAUAAUGAAGAUAUGGCAGGGGUUGGCACUGGAAGCCCGAGCAACCCUCAGGCAAGUAUCUCUCGCACGAUUCCAUUCGAAACCCCUUCUGUCGCUUCUUCGUUUUCAAAACCAGACGAACGGACGAGAUUAAGGAAUAAGUGGACGGGAACAAGGAUUACAGAACGUUAUCCCACGGAAUGGUUCGAGGUCCAGCAUCACGAUCUUCUGGAAGGUUCCAUUUUUCCAAACAGGCGGAUUCCAGCAACCAGGCAUGUUCCAGUGCCAACUACCAGCCAAAAUGAACAAGAGAAUUAUAGUAACGAUAUGGCAGGUGUUGGCACUGGAAGCCUGAGCACUCCUCAGGCAAGUACCCUCCAUUCUUUUCCAACCACAAAUCCUCCUGUCGCUUUUUCAUUAUCUAUGCCAGACGAGGGGACGAGACAGAGUAUUCAAACAAAGUUUACUGAAUGUUACCCUACGGAAAACUUCGAUAACCAGCAAUACGAUCCUAUGGAAGGUUCCAGUUUCACUAUCAGGCGGAUUCCAGCAACCAGGCAUGUUCCAGUGCCAACUACCGGCCAAAAUGAACAAGAGAAUUAUAGUAACGAUAUGGCAGGUGUUGGCACUGGAAGCCUGAGCACUCCUCAGGCAAGUAUUUUUUGCACUAUUCCAUCCGCAAAUCCCUCUGUCGCUUCUUCGUCCUCAGAUAUCACAGAGUUGCAACACAAGUCGUCCAAUACUCUGGCCAUCCAAUGGAACAUCAGCGGCCUGCGAUCACAUCGGGAUGAACUCCAGGUUCUCAUCGCCAGCUACCAACCUCACGUGGUGUGCUUACAAGAAACAAACCUAUCCCCAAACAAAACGAAUUCUAACAUCUUAGGCCGAAACUACGAAUUGCUUACUAGCUCAUGCUCAACACACAGCAGACA